AUGGGCUCCACGUACAUUCUUCUGGUUCAGCUGAUUUUGUUUCUGCAUCUAUUCACAGGAAUCUCUUCAGAAGUGGAGUUUACAAACAUCAAGUGCACUUCAUUGGACAAGGAAUUUAAUGAUUUUGAGUAUUGCCAUCUGAAGUCAGUGAAUCGGAGCUACAAAUAUGUUUCCGUCAAAGUGAAAUUGUAUAAAGUUCCUAUUACCAAAGUGAAAGUGAACUUUGCACUGCUCAAGCGAUUCAGUGGCUAUGAGCCGUUCCUCUACAAUAUCACUGUGGACGCUUGCAAGGCAUUGAGAAAUUCAAAAUCUAACCCUAUGUUUUUUUUCUUUCAUGAAAUAUUCAGAUCCCAUUCAAAUAUGAACCACACCUGCCCCUUCGAUCAUGAUCUAGCGGUCGACAAAGUUUCUGUUAACUUUAUCAAUCGCCACUUUACAGAGGUCCUUCCCUUUCCCAGGGGGGAAUACCUCUUCCAAUCCAACUGGUUCGCUUACAAUGUAAUUCGCGCUGAAGUCAAAUUCUUUUUCACUCUUUUUUAA
Messenger RNA from Drosophila subobscura, 540 nucleotides. RefSeq lists its product as uncharacterized. Bases 1 to 540 code for a protein of 179 amino acids. The record is from RefSeq and is a predicted model, not a curated record. The transcript is spliced from 4 exons. Lineage: Eukaryota; Metazoa; Arthropoda; Insecta; Diptera; Drosophilidae.